Silurus meridionalis is the source of this 1305-nucleotide messenger RNA. It is a transcript of the gene krr1, whose product is annotated as KRR1 small subunit processome component homolog. Bases 44 to 1183 code for a protein of 379 amino acids. Gene Ontology annotation, molecular function: RNA binding. The record is from RefSeq and is a predicted model, not a curated record. Gene Ontology annotation, cellular component: small-subunit processome; nucleolus. Lineage: Eukaryota; Metazoa; Chordata; Actinopteri; Siluriformes; Siluridae. The transcript is spliced from 11 exons.
AUAUGACGUUUAUGUAACCUCACAUCCGGCGCUCAAAUCAACAAUGGCGGCCUCCACGAGAGAAGACGUGAGUGUGAGUGCGGCUGAGAAAAAAGGAAAAACCAAACAAAACCCAGACGAGAGUGAUUUGCUGACGGUACCAGACGGGUGGGCGGAGCCUGUGUUUACGCGUGAUGAUAACCCGCGGGGUCUCCUGGAGGAAAGCAGCUUCGCCACACUGUUCCCCAAAUACAGGGAGAGCUACCUGAGGGAGUGCUGGCCUCUGGUCCAGAGAGCUCUCGGAGAACUCUUCAUCAGCGCUACAUUGGAUCUGAUUGAAGGAAGCAUCACAGUCAGCACUACGAAGAAAACCUUUGAUCCCUACGCCGUCCUCCGAGCCCGAGACCUCGUCAAACUACUGGCCAGGAGUGUUCCCUUCGAACAGGCAGUACGGAUCCUGCAGAGUGACAUGGCGUGUGAUAUUAUAAAGAUCGGGACGUUGGUGCGGAACAGAGAGCGGUUUGUUAAACGCAGACAGAGACUCAUCGGCCCCAAAGGGUCCACUCUGAAGGCCCUGGAGCUGCUUACAAACUGUUAUGUGAUGGUGCAGGGAAACACUGUGUCUGCUCUCGGACCUUACAGUGGCCUGAAGGAGGUGCGUAAGGUGGUAUUAGAUACUAUGAAGAACAUUCACCCGAUCUACAAUAUCAAGACAUUGAUGAUCAAGCGUGAGUUAGCGAGUGAUCCUGAACUCCGCACUCAGAGCUGGGAGCGUUUCCUCCCCAACUUCAAACACAAACACCUCAAAAAACGCCAACAACCAACCAAGAAGAAGAUCAAGAAGGAGUACACACCCAUUCCCCCACCUCAACCUGAGAGCAAGGUGGACCGAGAGCUUGCUAGUGGAGAAUUCUUCCUGCGUGAGAGAGAGAAGAGGAGGAAGAUGAUGACUGAGAUCAAGGUGAAACAGGCAGAGGCUCUGAGCAAGAAACAGGAGGAGAGAAAGAAAGCGUUUAUUCCCCCGAAAGAGAAAAAAAUCAUGAAAAAAAGCAACAAAGCUCCUGUGAAGGACAAACUGGAUCUCGAAGCCAUUAAAGAGAAAGUGAAGAAAGCAAAGAAUAAGAAACUGGGAGCUCCAGCACUCGCUUCCUCCACAGCACCACCUGUAGGCCACAGCAAGAUUUCCAGGACCUUCAGUAGCUAAUGGGACUGUGUGUGUGUGUGUGUGUGUGUGUGUGUGUGUGUGUGUGUGUGUGUGUGUGUGUGUGUGUGUGUGUGUGUAUUUUGUUAUUAAGGAUUAGGAAUAAAGAUGCUGAUGAGACUGAA